This is a messenger RNA of Endocarpon pusillum Z07020, 969 nucleotides long. RefSeq lists its product as uncharacterized. The transcript has a single exon. Gene Ontology annotation, biological process: DNA repair. The coding region runs from base 1 to 969 and encodes 322 amino acids. Gene Ontology annotation, molecular function: methylated-DNA-[protein]-cysteine S-methyltransferase activity. Lineage: Eukaryota; Fungi; Ascomycota; Eurotiomycetes; Verrucariales; Verrucariaceae. The record is from RefSeq and is a predicted model, not a curated record.
AUGAUUGGAAACACGGAGGCUGCUAAAGUCAAGCGACUACAGGGACUUUGGAGAGAACUGUAUUCGAAGACCCUUCCCACUCUAGCUCGCAACCGCGAUGCGGCGCAGCCAGAAUGGCCUGUCACUCUGGAUCAUUGUUUCGCAAGGAUUAUCCUGGACAACACCAUUGGCGAAGGGCGGGAGCAGUGGGACAAACGUCUGAACCGGCCUGCUGUCACAAACAUGACGCGUGAGCAGCUGGUCAAGGCUAUUGAAAUGGCAGAGCGCAUCAAAGAUGGCAAGGAAGAUCUUGUUGCCUUGGAUUUGCAGAGCUUGGAGGUGCGUGGGAUUCCGGACAAAAAGUAUAAAGAUGCGCUUCCAAUCUCCGAGACAAGAGAUCGAGACAAGAAAAUCCCCCCGCUUCCGGCAAUUUUCGCUCGUAACGAGAGCAUGCCGAAACGUAAGAAGGCUGAGCAGAACUCCAAGGAUGCCUCCGUUUACCGCCCCAAAAGAGCGAAGACCUCGGUCAAACAGUCUACCCUGAGCUUUGCACAAAGGCCAAACCAGUCUGACAGUAUUCCCUCGCCUCCACUAGGGAAUGAUGGCAAGGUGGGUUUAUCCCUAACACUUCAUAGGAUAAACGCCCAUUUAGGCUUGACUCCUUACCGUAAACGCCUUUACGCCGCCUUGCUUUCAGUACCUGGUGGCCGCUAUACCACUUACGCUGCCCUUGCUGACUACCUCGGUUCCUCAGCGCGGGCUGUCGGAAACGGGAUGCGUAGCAAUCCUUUUGCGCCGGACGUGCCCUGCCACCGUGUCCUUGCGAGUGACGGAAGCAUUGGUGGGUUUGGCGGCAGUUGGGGCGCGGAUGGUGAGAAUGCCAGCGAGAAACUUGAGCUACUCAGGAAGGAAGGUAUCAAGUUUAAUAGUAAUGGAAAAGUACAGGGGCCGCCCUUCAGAGACUUUGCCGACCUCCGAGCGACUGGGUGA